AUGAUAUACAAAUUAUCAAACCAAUAGGAAAUGUAAUAAUAUUCUCCUAAUUACGUCGGGAAGUUCUUAUGUAAAUUUUCAACUGAUGAGGGAUUUGCAAAACGAAAUAAUCCAAAACAGAAAUAUAAGUUGAACAUUCUAUCUAUACCAUUACAAAAGAUUAAGGAUAUAAAGUUUUAUCAGAAAAGGCUAUUUGUAAUUGGAGGAGGAGCUCUGUAAGAGGGCAGAACUUUGUUAUGCAAAGUAAAAAAGGGAGAGGAGGAAAUUUAUAAAAUGUAUAAUAAAUAUGGGUACAUUGAACAUGUUUUCGAUGAAUUGUGGUAUUUCUUAAUCAAUGCUGGCUAUGUUAAAUUAAGGGUGAAUUUUGUAGACUUAGGUCCUGAAAAAAAAACCAUAACCUUAGCAGAAAUUUAAGUGUUCAUUACUGAUAAGGCAUUAAAUGACAAUUAUGAACUAAAAAUUUUAAGGUAUAAUAGAAAAACUGGAAUCAAAAAUGACAUGCCAAAAUAUGAAAAAUACCAAUAAUAAUAGCUAUUCCAUUAAGAGGAAAUCAGGAUGGAACAUCAAAGAUUUGCCAGACUUUCCUUAUUGCUUAUGUUUGACUUUAUGAACAUUUAAGUUGAAACUCCAGCUCUUGUCAAGUCCGACAAGCAAUUCAAAAUAUUCUUCACCCAAUAUUGCUACUUUCAUGAGAGAUACAAGUCCCAGCCUGUAAAUUAGUUAAUGAAGUCAUAUCAUAGGCCUAUUAUUGACAGCCAGGAUUACUUCAAAGCCUAUAUCAACAAUAAACAUUUUUAUAAUAAAUUGUUUUCUCUUGAACUGAUUAAGAAACUGGCCUUAUCAAAGCAAGGGAGCUCAAAAUAUCUGUCAAAUAAUUAGCCCUAUAAACCCAAAAUGGAGAAGAUUCAUCCUCUUUUUCAUGUUUAGUUUCAACGAGUGGCAGUAGCAUUUUAUUAAGCAAUCCUUAGUUUCAUUCGAAGAUCAAUGAGUUCAGUUGUCAAAUAAUAAUAACCCUCAUAUUCGGAUUAUGUUCUUAAAACCAUAUUUUUAUCUACGAUUCCAGUUCAAAAUAAUUACCUGAAUGAUGAAUUAUACUAAGAUUAGCAUUAAAACUUUAUUGAGGCGAGGGAAACCAUUUCAAAUAAUUUGAAUGAAGAUUGUGGAGUGGAAUUAUUGAGUGAUGAAAAAGUAAAGAUUUAUGAGGAUUCUAAAAAUCAAAUUCUAGAUUACUUCUAUGUUGAUUAUGUUGUAAAGGUGGAUAAAAACAAAAACUAAAGGGAUUAUGAAACUUUAUUAAAGCAAGAGCAAGAGUCUUAUUACGAAGAGACCAAACUUCAAUAGAAAAAACAAAAUGAAGACAUUUUGCAAUAAGACUUAAAUAAUAUAUUCGUUGCUAACAUAUAAUUGCAAGAAUACAACACGCCUAAGCAAAUGCUAUCAUAAUUGAAAUAACAUCAAAAGCAGGCUUUAUAUUGGAUGCUUUUGAGAGAAGGCCAUAUAAUAGACCAGACCUAAGACUAAAAAUAAAAGUUAUCUCCUUUGUGGCAAUAGCUCAAACUCCUCAAUGGAGAUACCAUUUAUGUAAAUACUUUUACAGGAAAGAUUUCAAAAGAGUUUAUACCGGUCUAAGAAACAAAGGGUGGAAUAUUAGCAGAUGAAAUGGGAUUGGGAAAAACAAUUAUGGCAUUGGCAUUGAUAUUGGAGACUCAUAAAAAAGGGUAAUAAACCUUGAUAGUCGUACCAAAAUCGGUGUUGCUGUAAUGGGAGAAAGAAAUUUAAACUCAUUCAAAGCCUAGAAGUCUUUAGGUAUUGGUAUAUUAUAAAUAAUAAUCUCGCAGUUAAAAGAUUAAAUUAAAGGAUUAUGAUAUAAUUUUGACAACUUAUGCUAUAUUAGCGUCUGAUUAUUCGAUAUGGACAUAAAUAAACGAGAUGGAAUAAGAAUAAUAAUAAAAAUUAGAUUAACCAUAAUAAGAAUUAGAAUUAGAAUAAUAAGAGCAAUAGUAAUAAUAACCAAAAUAAUAACAACAAAAAUAAUAACAAAAAAAGUAGCCAUUAAAAAAAUAAUCUUAAAAACAUAAACAUUCAAUUUCAUAAGAAGAAGAUUCUUCUAACUCUAUGUAGAGUGAUUCAAUUUCUGAUUAAUCAAUUUCAUAUUCAAUAAGCCUUAAUAAAAUAUCAGAGGAAUAGAAGGAAGAAGGAAAGCCUUAAUAAAAGAAAAAGAAACUCACUCAAAAAUAAUUGGAGAAGGCAAAAAAUGAAAAUAAUUUGUUUAAACUGAAUUAUUAUAGAGUAAUUUUGGAUGAAGCUCACAACAUUAAAACUAGAUCCACACUGUAAACUAGAAGUGCCAUAUCUUUAUAAAGUCAGUUUAGAUGGUGUUUAACAGGAACGCCUAUGUAAAACAAACAUGAUGAUUUAUUCAGUUUACUCUAAUUUUUGCAAGUCGAAACGUUUUCGGAAUACUUUUGGUGGAAUACAUACAUAAACAAAGAAGAAAAUGAGGAUGAUCAACAAAGAAUCUUGGCUUAAAUCCUUCAACCUAUAAUUUUGAGGAGAACCAAGAAUUCAUAAUAGUUUGAAGGUUUACAAUAAGUAAUUGAGAAUAUCCAUUGGGUCGAAUUGGAUUAGAAGGAAAGAAUGCUUUACAAAAAGUUGCUUUCCGGUUCAUAGAAUCUGUUCAAAAGUUUUGUGAAGAACACUUCAAAUCAAAGCUAUGUUCAUAUUUUUUAGAUUAUUAAUAAACUAAGAGUUGCAUGCAAUCAUCCUUAAUUGGCUCUCAAAGACAUUAAUUUAUAGCAGACACCCUUAGAGAAGGUAUUGGAUAAAAUAGACAAAUUUUUUAUGGAAAAAACUCAUAAUGGAAAUAAAAUCACAGAGGAAUACAAAUAAAAUUUGAUUGAAAACAUAAAAAACGGAAGCAUUACAGAAUGUCUAAUAUGCACUAAAAGUUAAAUUAGUGUUUUUAGUUUAUCUUCAUGCGGACAUAUCUAUUGCAAAGAAUGCUUUGGAGAGACUGUUGUUAAACUCAAGAAUUGUCCAUCUUGUCGUACAAAAUUAACAAUCUAAGAUUUAAUUGAUGUUGUCGUAGAGAAUGAAAAUGUAUUUGAAGAAUUACAAAGUUUGUAAUUUGGACUUAGUUCAAAAUUGGAGGCUGUAAUUAAAGAGACCAAAGUGAUUAAACAAAAAAAGGAAAAAGUACUUAUUUUCACUUAAUGGAUUGAAAUGAUCGGAUUAUUGGAAAAUUAAUUUAAAGACAGCGGUAUUAUCGCUUAUCGUAUUACUGGUUCAAUGACUGUGGAUAAGAGAGAAAAAAUAAUCAAAAAUUUCAAAGAAUAACAAGAUGUCACAGCACUUAUACUGUCUCUGAGAGCAACGUCUACAGGGUUAAAUUUGACUAUGGCUAGUAAUGUAUUCUUGGUGGAUCCAUGGUGGAAUCCUGCUAUUGAAGAUCAAGCCAUAGGAAGAGCCGAUAGAAUAGGACAACAGAAUCAAGUUAAAGUAGUGAGAUUUUUGUGCAGGAACACAAUUGAGUAAUAAAUAAACUUGUUGCAUCAAAAGAAAAAAUUCUACAUCAAAAGAGCUCUCAGUAAUAAUUAACAAAAGGAAUAAGAAUUGGAAGAUUUCAAAUUUUUAUUGUUUUAAGAAUGA
Molecule: messenger RNA, 3648 nt
Organism: Paramecium tetraurelia
Lineage: Eukaryota; Ciliophora; Oligohymenophorea; Peniculida; Parameciidae
Exons: 4
Molecular function (GO): ATP binding; ATP-dependent chromatin remodeler activity
Source: RefSeq, a predicted model, not a curated record